Acyrthosiphon pisum (pea aphid) is the source of this 1011-nucleotide messenger RNA. Its product is annotated as glutathione S-transferase D7-like. Gene Ontology annotation, biological process: glutathione metabolic process. Gene Ontology annotation, molecular function: glutathione transferase activity. Lineage: Eukaryota; Metazoa; Arthropoda; Insecta; Hemiptera; Aphididae. The coding region runs from base 223 to 684 and encodes 153 amino acids. The record is from RefSeq and is a predicted model, not a curated record. The transcript is spliced from 2 exons.
GUUAAUAGAAGAUUGAAGCAAUGAUUUGUUACACGGCCAUACCAGAUGUUGGGACCUAUGUAUAUUAAGUAAUUGUUUUAAUAAAAAAUUCAAGUGAAUUAAUUUUCAGAAAUUAAUUUAAGGACGACAAGGUGAAAAAACUUUAAAUAGGAAUUCCUUAACACUAAUUACACAAAAAAUUCCCAAAACUCCCGAUUAAACAUAGUAAAAAAUACCUUAUCGAUGCGAGGGAUUUUAAUUGUUAAGCAUGCUUAUAAUAUAUUAAAAUUGGAAUCACGAUUUAAAUUUGAAGAUUUUUUUUCCUUUUUUCAGACCGCGGUGAUUUUGCAUGGAAAACAGAAAACCAUAGAAGAAGAAGCAGAUGCUAAAAUGCAUAAUGCGCUCAAAUAUUUUGAAGAAAUUCUGAAAAAAUCUACCUGGGCAGUCGGCGAGUCAAUGACUUUGGCUGAUUUCGCUUUGCUCGCUUCCAUAUCGACCCUUGAGGCUAUCGGUUUUGACUUAAAAGAGUACGAAAAAAUUCAAGAAUGGCUCUCAAAGUGCAGGACUACAGGAAAAUUUGAAUACGAUAGAACUAAUCAACUUGGAAUUGAUGACAUAAAGUCUCUAUUAGAACGUGUCAAGAUGGAUAAGGAUAAAAUAGAUACUGAAAUUGUAAAAACUUACUUGAACGUUAUACUUACAUAAUAUGCGUUUUUCCGUCCACAUUUCAUGUGUUAUGUUUUGAUUACACCUAUUUUUGUUUGUUUGUCUGUUCAAUGUUAUAAUAAUAAUUAUUGUUUUUACAAAUUUUAAACUUUAAAUAUAAUUUUGUUUGUACGAAAUUACUAUUGCCAUACAUUUUCUGAUAGGUGGUGCGUAUAAAUGAUAACCUAACAUAGAAUUUAUACAAAACUAAUGCAGAAAACGUGCGGAAGUAAAAUUAAUGAUGUGAAUGAUAUUAAAUAAUAUUUGAUAUUAAUUAUUUUUAAAUUAUAGUAGGAACUAGGAGAAUCGAUAAAUCAUAAUAUAUAU